Messenger RNA from Pieris rapae (cabbage white), 1031 nucleotides. RefSeq lists its product as uncharacterized. Lineage: Eukaryota; Metazoa; Arthropoda; Insecta; Lepidoptera; Pieridae. The coding region runs from base 151 to 1017 and encodes 288 amino acids. The transcript is spliced from 6 exons. The record is from RefSeq and is a predicted model, not a curated record.
UGAAAUCCAUUUUUGACAUCUUCAUUCGUUGUUUGUGCUUGAAAAGUUUGAAGUGUCAAAUUAAUCUAAAUAUAAUUAAAGUUGAUUUUCUGUGUUUGAAUACGGCUUACCCGCUUACACUUAUAACGAUACUAAAAUAUAUAAAUAACGAUGUUAGCAAGCAGCCAACGGGGAAACAAGGACCAUACUGCUAACAUCGCCAAAGAAGAAACUGUAAAGUUGAUGAUGCUUCUCAAGGAGUACCCAGUCAUAACCUGCAAAAAAACGGAUCACUGCAGCAAUCUACAAAAAGAUGCAGCUUGGAAAUCUCUGUGUGACGUUUUCAACUCUGAUGGAUCUAGACACCAAAGUGUUAAGCAGUUACAGCAGAAAUAUAAAAACAUGAUAAAAACUGCACGAAAGGAAUUGACAGCAGAGAAGUACGGAAGACGCCUAACUGGAGGUGGACCAACUCCUCCUAAACCAUCAGACACUACAGAGUGGUUAAAUAGUAUAAUGGAAGAGUCAAUAUCAGGUCUUCCUGCGGUGUAUGACAGUGAUGCAUUGGGCACUCCUCAAAGUAUGCCAUUGAUGAAAGACAGAGACUGCGAGGAAAUUAGUAAGGAGAAGAUUCCCAACAAUGCAGAAGUCCCAAAUGUAUUUGACUCCUCAACACCAAAGGCUUUGCUGCAAAAACCAGUCUCUAAAGAGUUAUCUGUGUCCUACAACAAAAGGAAAAGUGCUUUUAACCUUUUGGAAACUAGAAAACAGAUAAUGAUCCAUACGGAGAAAAAAAUUGAGUUUUUAAAACAAAAACAAUUAAGAGAGCAUGAUUUAUCCAACUAUGCCAAGGAGGAGCAUCGAAUACAUUUGCUGCACAAAGAAGAGGCCCACAAAAAAUCCAUGCUACAUAAAGAGGAGGCUCACCAAAAAGCAAUGCAGCAGAUGAUAGAAAGGCACAGUAAAUAUAUGGAGCAGCAAGAAGAGUUGCAUCAAAUUGAGGUGCAAUGCAAAAAGAAACGACUAGAAAAUAUGUAAUUUUAUGGUUUUAA